Molecule: messenger RNA, 1302 nt
Organism: Populus nigra (black poplar)
Lineage: Eukaryota; Viridiplantae; Streptophyta; Magnoliopsida; Malpighiales; Salicaceae
Exons: 11
Coding region: 101-1054 (317 amino acids)
Source: RefSeq, a predicted model, not a curated record
UUAAAUUACAAACCAGCUUUUGACAGCCAAAAAGAGAAGAAGAGAAAAUAAUCAAUUUUGCCAGGCAGAGGCAGCCUCCAUCAAGAAGAAGAAGAGAACGAUGGCUUUGCAGACUGGGGUCUCUACCUCCAAAGUUCUCAUUCUCGUCGGUGCAGGUUUGACUAGUUCGAUUAUUUUGAAAAAUGGACGAUUGCCUGAACUCAUGGGGCAGCUUCAAGAAUUACUCAAGGGUGUUGACGAAGUCGAGAUCGCUCCUUACAAAUACGACACCGCUCUUCUUGCUGCUCAGAUUCGUCAAUUGGCGCAAGAGAUUAAGGAGUUGAGCUUAUCCAGUCCUGUAACCAUCUAUAAUGGAAAUUCUGUUUCUAAUGGGAAUUUUUCUUCUUACCUAGUGCCAGCUGCUGCACUUGGAGCAAUGGGAUAUUGUUACUUUUGGUGGAAGGGCUGGUCAUUUUCAGAUGUAAUGUUUGUAACAAAGCAAAAUAUGGCAAAUGCUGUUGCAACCGUGUCAAAACAAUUGGAGAAUGUAUCUGAAACGUUAGCUUCAACAAAAAGACAUCUGACAAAAAGGCUGGGAAAUUUGGACUGGAAGAUUGAGGAGCAGAUUGAAACAUCUAAGCUCAUUGCCAAUGAUAUAGAUGAGAUGAAAUCAAAUCUUUCCCAAAUUGGAUAUGAUGUUGAAUCAAUCCAUGAAAUGAUAUCCGGGCUGGAAGGGAAGCUUGAACUUCUUGAAAGCAAACAGGAUGCAACAAACUCUGGUCUAUGGUAUCUAUGUCAAUUUGCUGGAGGCUUUAAAGAUGGACCCGGCACUAAAGCUUAUCAGGAUGUUGGUGCUAAGCUAGCAAACCAUUCAGCUAUGGCAUAUGAAGAAAGGUCUCUAAAGGGGCUUCAAUUUAUUGCUGAAACUAAAGAGUCUGUUGAGAAACCAGUAGAAAAUGCGAAGAAAAAUGAUCUUGAUACCUUCCCUGGUGAAAAAGCAAGAACUUUGAAAAUACACAGGUCAUAUCCAGGUGGGUUUUCUUUGACCCGAGACAUCUUGGGUUCUGGCAUAUAAACCUUUUGUUAUCUUCUGGAUGUUAUUGAUUUUUUUACCAGAUAUCCAUUCUUUGGAUUCCAUAAUGUGCAUGGUUCUUCAGAUUGACCUGUUCGAUUCUGCAUUGAAAAAUGCAUGCUAGAUUUGGGUUGCUCAAAUGUCUUCUUCCUUUCCUUCCCAGGAAAGCAUAAAAUAGUUGUAAUUUUCUGUAACUUCAUGUCAAUGCUAUAUAUACGUUUAGAAAUAAAGCACAAGCAUUUUGUGUGUUA